Scleropages formosus (Asian bonytongue) is the source of this 2281-nucleotide messenger RNA. RefSeq names its product endoplasmic reticulum-golgi intermediate compartment 1 (gene ergic1). Bases 122 to 988 code for a protein of 288 amino acids. Gene Ontology annotation, cellular component: endoplasmic reticulum; COPII-coated ER to Golgi transport vesicle; Golgi membrane. Gene Ontology annotation, biological process: retrograde vesicle-mediated transport, Golgi to endoplasmic reticulum; endoplasmic reticulum to Golgi vesicle-mediated transport. The transcript has 10 exons. The record is from RefSeq and is a predicted model, not a curated record. NCBI's taxonomy places the organism in Eukaryota, Metazoa, Chordata, Actinopteri, Osteoglossiformes, Osteoglossidae.
CUAAGGUGACGUCACCCCCGGUGCGAGCAGCCGGCAGGAUUGAAGUGAGCUCGCGAGGACAAUUCUCCUAUACUCUUUAAACAUUGUAUUUUAAACUGUUUGUGAAAAACGUGCAAACACCAUGCCUUUCGAUGUAAGGAGAUUGGACAUCUACAGGAAAGUGCCCAAGGACCUGACCCAGCCAACAUAUACAGGAGCUUUCAUCUCCAUCUGCUGCUGUGUCUUCAUGCUCUUCCUGUUCCUGUCUGAGCUCACAGGAUUCAUAGCCACAGAAAUAGUAAAUGAGCUCUAUGUAGAUGACCCUGAUAAGGACAGUGGAGGGAAGAUAGAUGUGAGUUUAAACAUCAGUUUGCCAAACUUGAACUGUGAUUUGGUUGGGCUCGACAUCCAGGACGAGAUGGGCCGCCAUGAGGUGGGCCAUAUUGACAACUCCAUGAAGGUGCCCCUGAACAAUGGCUACGGCUGCCGCUUUGAGGGCCGGUUCAGCAUCAACAAGGUCCCUGGCAACUUCCACGUGUCCACGCACAGUGCUACUGCCCAGCCCCAGAACCCAGACAUGACCCACACGAUCCACAAGCUCUCCUUUGGGGAGAACCUGCAGGAUGUCCAAGGGGCUUUCAAUGCACUGGGAGGAGCCAACAGACUAGAGUCUAACCCUCUGGCAUCGCACGACUACAUUUUGAAGAUAGUGCCCACUGUGUAUGAGGACAUGUCUGGAAGACAGAGGUUUUCUUACCAGUACACAGUUGCCAACAAGGAGUACGUGGCCUAUAGCCACACGGGCCGCAUCAUCCCUGCAAUAUGGUUCCGUUACGAUCUGAGCCCCAUUACCGUUAAGUACACCGAGAGGAGACAGCCCUUGUACCGCUUCAUUACCACUAUUUGCGCCAUCAUUGGCGGGACGUUCACGGUCGCCGGAAUCAUCGACUCCUGCAUCUUCACUGCCUCUGAAGCCUGGAAGAAAAUUCAGCUAGGAAAAAUGUCAUGAGCAUCUUGGAGGAGACGCCCAUGAGCUCGAUGCUGAUCGGUCUUAUUUAUGCUCGUGGGAUCUCGUGAGCCAAAUACACCAUGUUACUUUCUUUUUACCUCGGGCUGGGCAGGAUGGGAUGUGGGGAAUUUUAUUAUUUUUAUAGUCAUUUUAUAUUGUGUGUGUAUCUUUGGCUGUGAUCUUUUCGUCCUGACUUAUUCUUCCCAUCAGAACAGUUAAUUUGAGGGCAACUGUUGUUUCCAGAAAGAUGCCCCCCCCCCCCCCCCCGUGAGAACGAAGCUGUGCGGUUUGUGUUGCAUUACUUAGGCAUACACAGGUGAAGUUACUCCGCUUUCCAGUUGUUUUAGGGUACUGUCACACACUGUGUGUGAGCCCCCAUCCACGUUCUGGACUCUGGCAUCCUCUGUUUCCUCAUUUCCCUCGUUCUGUUCAGGGCCAGCGUGCGAGGAAGUGAGCGCUCCUCACAGAGCAGUGUCCCACAGCGCAUCUCCGUGCCUUAGCGUGUGAACCUGGCACUGAAUCCAUUAAUAAAAUGACUAAUACUUGUGGGCAGAGAUAUUUCAGAUGGGUUUCCGUGUAAGUCUUGUAUAUCUUGAUUUUUCAAAAAAAAAACCAAACACUUUGUAUGUUUAUGUUCGUCAUGUCACAAAACACAGGCGUACGGUCACUGAUGACAGUGUGGAGCUCAAAGGGACCACCGGCACAGUUUUGCUUUCCACGCUGGACCUCAGUGGCUCCCACCUUCCCUCUCGAAUAUUCACAUUCAAGCUUGAAGCACUUCUGAUUUUGGUGGCAGAAGGAAAGCUUAAUUUUAUUGUGCUUUCAUUUCUCCCCCCCGAGAUGAAAAUGCAGGGUUGUGUGUUGGGGCACGUUGCCUAGCAAUGGUGUUUAGGCAAGUGUAAAGAUAAGUGUUGCACACAGAGCCAUUUGUUUAAUUUCCAGUUACUUUGCACUUCUGCGUAUGGACUUAUGCUCAGUUGUACAGCGUUCCAUGCGAAACACUCCUGAAUAUGGAAUUAUCAUGAAUAUGAUUUUCGACACAAAUCUCGGUGUGGUGGUCCUUUACGUUUCUGUCCUCUGGUCAAUGCGUUUCCAGUGAAGGUCUCUGCUCGAUUGUUGGUCACUGACAGAGAACUUGUGCCGGAAGUGUACCUUCUAUCAAGUGUCACUGUACAGUACAGUGUUUCUGUAGUUCAGUCUGUGCAGCCCAAACAUUGUGAUGGUAUGAAGUGUAGAGAACAGUGUUCCAGUCUGUCAGCAUUUUAUGUUGAAUAAUAAACUCUAAUUUUAUUU